AAACAGUUCAGUCGCUCAAAAUCUGUCUUAGCUAAAAGUAAAUUGUCUUGAACAUUCAAAGUGCCUCAGUAAGCUAGUUGUAUAGCGAAAAUCGCGAGUGUUUUGCUGGAAUCAUACGUGGGAAAAGCUAAAACAAAAACAACUCAUUGAGCAUCGCGUGAUUGCGGAGUGGAGCGUGCCAAAUAGAGAGCAUUUAUCCUAAAGUAAAGCAACAAACUCAAUUUCAAAGAAUACAAAAUAGGUUUUCGAGCUCAGCGUUAACAGUUGCUGAGACUACGGCUGAAAAUGACGACGAAGAUGGCAGUAAUCUUCAGCCUUUUGGCUGUACUUGUGCUGCUACCGGGCCGUCCAGCUUUUCGUGUGCAGUCGACCCAAAUACAACCCCAACCCCAAAGUGGCGGCAAAUCAACACCGAAUCGCGUCAUGCAUCGUGCAUUUGCAAAUGCAGGUCGGACGCCGGGUUUGGAAAUUUGGAGGGUUGAGAACUUCGAACCUGUUGCUUACCCCAAAAACGACUAUGGAAAAUUUUAUUCUGGGGACUCGUAUAUCGUUUUAAAUACAAUCGAACGUAAAGAUAAACAACUCUCCUGGGAUAUUCACUUUUGGCUUGGUUCGGAUACAUCCACCGACGAGGCUGGCGCUGCUGCUAUUUAUGCUGUGCAGCUGGAUGACCUGCUUAAUGGCGCGCCGGUGCAACACCGUGAAGUUCAGGAUCACGAAUCACAGCUAUUUCUUAGUUACUUUAGGAAUGGCGUACGCUACGAGCAAGGCGGCGUAGGAACCGGCUUCAAGCAUGUGCAAACCAAUGCCGCUGGCGAGAAGCGCUUGUUUCAGGUGAAGGGCAAACGCAACGUGCGUGUACGUCAGGUUAAUCUGUCCGUGUCGUCGAUGAACAAAGGCGAUUGCUUCAUCUUAGAUGCUGGCAAUGAGAUACUCGUCUAUGUAGGACCACAAGCAAAACGAGUGGAGAAGCUGAAAGCUAUCAGCGCUGCUAAUCAAAUUCGCGAUCAAGAUCACAACGGACGUGCCAGGGUCGAUAUUGUUGAUGAGUUUAGUUCGGAUGUGGAUAAACAACACUUUUUCGAAGUUUUAGGCUCUGGCUCCCCCACACAAGUGCCGGAUGAAGCUGCCGAGCAAGAAGAUGGUGCAUUUGAGACAGCUGAUGCUAAUUCUGUCACUCUAUACAAGGUCUCAGAUGCCAAAAGUGGUCUGAAAAUCGACCCUAUUUCCACGAAGCCAUUGCGUCAAGAAAUGCUGGACACAAAUGAUUGCUUUAUUUUGGACACCGGCUCUGGCAUUUACGUUUGGGUAGGCCGUCGCUCGACACAAAGAGAGAAAUCGGACGCUAUGAAUAAGGCACAAGAAUUUCUACGCACUAAAAAAUAUCCAGCUUGGACGCAGGUACAUCGCGUAGUUGAGGGCGCCGAAUCGGCGCCAUUCAAGCAAUAUUUCGCCACUUGGCGCGACGCUGGCAUGGCACACACACGUUUGGUACGCUCUGCAAUGGGUUAUGAUUCCGAUGACUCAGAUUUUGUCGACCUCAUUGAUGUGGAAGACUUGAAAAAGAGUGGGGGUAGCGCUAUCGGCUUCAUGCCCGACAAUGGCGAAAACGACAUCAAAGAGGUGGUGCAGUACGUGAAUAAACAUGGGCGUGUGGAUACAGUGCACAAUGUAGUCCAACUACAGCCCAACAUGCCACUACUGGGAUUCGCCUCUUACUUGAUUACUUACAAGUAUAACAACAAAAAUGGUGAAGCGGGUAUUAUUAUUUAUGUAUGGGAUGGCAUGAAAGCUAGCCACGCCACAAAGGAACGCGCAUUCGAAGAUGCCAUGGCAUUGGCUGUCGAACGUAAUGCCAUUUUAGUGCGCACCACGCAGAACCAUGAGCCGCGUCACUUCCUGAAGAUGUUCAAAGGAAAACUUGUUACAUCAUACACCGCUAUACCCAUUCAUCCACAAUUAUACCGCAUUCGUGGCACAGAAGCCAGCGACGUGCAUGCCAACGAAGUGACUGCCGAUUCAUCGUCGUUAGCUUCAAGAGAUGUUUUCGCUCUAUUAACAAUGGAUGCACACAAAGUCUACAUAUGGAUUGGCUUAGGUGCUAGCAAAUUCGAGAAGGAUAUGGCUAUAGAGAGAUUUUCGAACUAUUGGCCUGAUGCCGUUGUUGAAGUGAUUGAAGAAGGUGCCGAGCCCGAUGACUUUUGGGAACUUUUGCAUGGGGAGGGUAUCUACGAGCGCAGCAUGACUGAUGUUACUAAGCCUUUGCUAGAACCCAGAUUAUUCCAUUGUCGCUUGGUUGGCAAACGUUUAGAAGCAGAGGAAAUUACGCGCUUCGAACAAGCAGAUCUCGAUCCGAACGAUGUAAUGCUUCUAGAUGCGGGUGAUGAAAUCUACAUGUGGGUGGGCUCAGGCGCCACAGCUGAAGAUAAUGGAAUGAUGCUUGAAGUGGUUGAGAAAUACAUCAAAGCUGAACCAACUGAACGCACAAUUGACACAGUCACUGUCAUACGCAUUGUACAGGGCAAUGAGCCACGUGCCUUCACACGCAUGUUCCCCUCAUGGGAAAUCGAUUACUGGCAGCCAACACCAAGGAACGAAGAGAUUGGGAGGGAAGUUGAGGAAAGCAACGACAUCUUCGAUUUGAAUGAAGUUUAAAAGCGAUUCAUCAAAAAGUCGUCACGCAUAAUUUAAUAAUGGAAAAUACUCAAUUUUGGUGCAAUAAAUAAAACAUUUCUUUUUAAGUUUGGUAUAAGAAA
Molecule: messenger RNA, 2756 nt
Organism: Anastrepha obliqua
Lineage: Eukaryota; Metazoa; Arthropoda; Insecta; Diptera; Tephritidae
Product: gelsolin-like
Exons: 11
Coding region: 286-2655 (789 amino acids)
Biological process (GO): barbed-end actin filament capping; actin filament severing; actin polymerization or depolymerization
Cellular component (GO): actin cytoskeleton; cytoplasm
Molecular function (GO): actin filament binding; phosphatidylinositol-4,5-bisphosphate binding
Source: RefSeq, a predicted model, not a curated record